Sceloporus undulatus (fence lizard) is the source of this 3612-nucleotide messenger RNA. It is a transcript of the gene TMED6, whose product is annotated as transmembrane p24 trafficking protein 6. Gene Ontology annotation, molecular function: telomerase activity; double-stranded telomeric DNA binding; G-rich strand telomeric DNA binding. Gene Ontology annotation, biological process: protein localization to chromosome, telomeric region; regulation of telomere maintenance via telomerase; protection from non-homologous end joining at telomere. NCBI's taxonomy places the organism in Eukaryota, Metazoa, Chordata, Lepidosauria, Squamata, Phrynosomatidae. Gene Ontology annotation, cellular component: COPII-coated ER to Golgi transport vesicle; endoplasmic reticulum-Golgi intermediate compartment; endoplasmic reticulum. The transcript is spliced from 4 exons. The coding region runs from base 2456 to 3394 and encodes 312 amino acids. The record is from RefSeq and is a predicted model, not a curated record.
GGUUGGGGGGCAGGGGGGCAUUGCGUAUGCACUUCUAAUAUUCAGCUGCCAAAACACAGACCAGAGGACCUUCCCUGGAGAUUGCAUUGGGCCCACGCCACAUGCUGGGGCUGGCAAUGGGACCCUUGUUCAGCCAGCGUCGCAGGAAGACUCUUUUCGUGUUCCUCAGAAGAUCAUAGUUGAGAAGUGUCUACAGGUCAGAACGGACACUCGGUUCUCCCAGGAGGGACAGACGGGUCACUAGUUGUUCUGCGUUUCCAGACAGACAGCGUAGCUGUUUUACUUGUUACUUUUCAUAGGCAUUUGGCCAAAGUUGGUGUUAGAACAGAGGAGUGAUGGGAGGACAGUUCCUCUGAAAGAUUGUGAGCAAAAAGGUUCCUUAUUGUCUUUAAGGCACAAGAGAGUUGAGAUGUUUCCUCUUGAUUUCUUUAAAGACUGCUGUGGCUUCCAUUGGGGAAUUUUCUCUACCGUUAGGAGCAGAGGCAGAAAAACCCAGUCGAAUCCCUUCUUUUUAGGGCCAAACAAAAGAGAGACUGGUGCUAACAUUUUGCGUGUAUUUUGAAAAAUAAAGCAGUUUUGUAUCAGUUGAUCUGCUUGAGUUCCCUGCCUGGGCUUUCGUUUCUUGGGUGCAGUUUUGGGGUCUUCAAGGCCGAGUGAUUUUGCUUGUGUAGGUCUCAUUACUGUUCUGAAUAUAUUUCCACAGAGGUUUUAAUUUGAAAGCCCUGGCUUGUAUUCACUGGAAACAGGGUGCGAAUGAAUAUUGUGGCAAGACAAUAGCUUUCUCCUAGUAAAAAGUGCAUAACUAUUUAUUUAGUCCUGAACCUGGGGAACCUGGCACCUGGGAAUCAGGUGAGCAGUGGAUGCCACUAAGUUCUCACACGUCAUCAAGGUACUGGAGAGCCUGGCAAAUUGUCCUGGGUUGGUGUGCUUUCUCGUCUGUGCCUUUCUCUUGCAGCCUGUGCCGCCUGCCCUGUUGCAGCUUUGCCCCGGGACGCUUUCUGUUUGCCUUCCUUUCACCAGCGCUGGCAUGUGUGAACAUCUGCACGGUGAAUCUCUUGGCCCAGCCAUGUUUGUCUUCAUUGCCCGGUUUGGAACAUCUGCCUUUUUGAAAGACUGGAGGAAAGUGGCAAGCUUCUGCGGGAAUGCCUGAAGCAAAGCACCCUUCUCACCUUAACCCUUAAAGGUUUACUUUGCUGUAGGAACAGUUGGAGAGCCCGCGUGAUGUGGUUGACUACAGUUCCAGAGACCUGGGUUCAAAUCCCCAUUCUGCCAUGGAAACCAGCUGGGUGACUUUGGGCAAGUCGCAUCUCACAGCCUCAGAGGAAGGCAAAGGCAAACCUGAACAAAUCCUGCCAAGAAAACCCUGUGACAGGUUUGCCUUGGAGUGCCCUACAUCAGAAGUGACUUGAAGGUACACAACAACCAGAAGGAACCAUUUCACCUCCAAGGACAAAAUGGGUUGUCUCUGUGCUUUGGCUGUUGCUACCAGUCCUGACUCUUCCUUUUUAAGUGUGCGCCUUGUGCCGAAUCUCACAGGCCACUCGCUCUUAUCACAGUUGCUGGGAAAAUCUCUUCCUGGAAUACAUGAUGUGUCCUUCAGCACCAGCUGCUACGUCAGCCAAGUACAGGUCAUGCUGGGGGAACCUUUUGAGAACAAGGAGGAACAAAUAAAUGGAGCAGGAGUGGGUGGCAAAGAAAGCAGCCACUCAAGCAGAACUUUGGUAAAGGAAAGCUUUCUCUUUCAAAAAACCAGCUGCCCAGACUGGAAAGAGAAAUGUCUUGCAAGGUUGGCAGCUUUUGCAAAGAUGGACAUGAUGCAGAGUGAAACCCUUGAUCGGAAAAGAGCUUAACGUGCUCAAAUAAUGUCUUUCCCCCCAAUCAAGGAUAAAGUGGAGGCUUACAGGCAGUUAUGGGUGAGCUCCCAGGAUCCCACCUGUUGCACAGCUUCUGUUUUUUAGGCUCUUUGCACUUUUUCUUGCUUGAACUCUGUGACAUGUUUUGUUGCCUUUAGUUUAGAUCUGAGUUCAGUUUCCCACUGAGCUGAGCAGCUUGUUGGAUGGCCUGGGGCAAGUCUCCCUACCUCACAGGGUUGUUGAGAUGACGAAUGGGACGUGGGCCAUGUAUUCCAACUUGAGCUCUGUAGAGGAAGGCAGAGACAGAAGUAGCGAUAUAAAUUAAAGUUUUGGACUUUGUGAUUGACAACAGGCUGUUUCAGCCCUUCAAGAACCUUGCAGGAGCUGGAGCAAAGUAAAUGAAGGAUCACUGCAGUUUCUUGAAAAAAGGCAGAGUUUCCUAGCAGUGUUGUCACUGGAUACCAGCUCCCAUCAUCCUUGCCCAGAGGUGAUCUGGAAGACCAUGCAUUCCCUCAUCCUGGAAAGGGCACUCAAAGUUUCCUUGAGGAACUAGACGUGAUCCAGCCAAGAGCAAACACAAGGCACUGCGAGUGGCUGAGUUAAUGGUUAACCCCGCCUGCCUGCCUCUCUUCCCAGCCGCGCAGGGCUCCUCAAGCCAAGGCACGCUGCUCCAGCUGGCUUCUCCCAGCACCAUGCUCCCCUUGCUCCCCGUGGCUGCGCUUCUGGGCUUGCUGGGGGCGCUGGGACUUGCCCAGGCCCGCAAAUCCGAGCCCCAGCGCAUCUCCAGCGACCAGCCUCUCUUUCGUGGAACGGAACGGUACAACUUCGCCAUCAUAGUCCCUGCGGGAGACAUUGAGUGCUUCUGGCAGUUUGCGCACCAGAGCGGCCAGUUCUACUUUGGCUACGAGGUGCAGAGGAACACAGGGCUUGGCCAAGAGAGACACAUCCAGGCCACUGCAUAUGACCCCAACGGCUUCCGUGUUGGGAACUCGCAAGAUAUCCGGGGACUGAUCCACUUCUCAACCAAGGAAACAGGAUUCUACCAGCUCUGCCUGAGCAACGUGCACAACCACUUUGGGUCUGUGCGGGUUUACCUUAACUUUGGAAUCUACUACGAGGGCUUUGACCUACAAAGUACAUCAGAACUUGAGAAGAAGCAGCUCAACGACACACUGGCAGCCAUUGAUGUAAGCACUGCUAAAUAUCCAAGAAGGUUCUGGCAAUGCCAGCAGCUGGGUGGGAAAUCAUCGGCAUGUGGGCAGAAAGAAACAUGGGCCAGAAGGAAACUCGGGUCACACCUGAUGCAGGAGAGCACCCGCAAGCUGAUGAAGGACCUCUUCCACAUGUGGCGAUACAGCGCCAUUUCUCGGAUGAAAAGCACGUCGGACAUCUUACUCCUUCAGUCCAACUACAACUAUGUGAACUGGUGGUCGGCGGCCCAGAGCGUGGCCAUCAUCCUCUCGGGGGUCCUCCAGCUCUACUUCCUCAAGCGUCUCUUCAAAACGCAGCCCACCACAGCCACCAACAAGCCACGAUGCUAAAGUCUCACGCCAGGGUUAAGGCCAGCCAAAAGCCCAAUCUCACAGGCAGCAAAAGGAACAGGGAACCCUGAAAAGCAAGGGGCGCGUUAAAGGCAGCAUCCCUCCACCUGCUGGCUUGGCCUCUUUCAUUUGCCUUUCAGGGUCCAAAGUGGACAAAUCUAAGCACCGCCACAGAAAGGGACUGAAUGGGUGAUUCAAAAUAAAGCUGGCCUAGUCAA